AUGUGCUUCAGGCCAACGCACCCAGCAUUCUAUGACCGGGACCUCAGGCACCAAACCUGCAACGUGUGCAAGUCCGAGUUCACGUGUGCUCCUCCUACGCGGCAUGAACUUAUGGCGUCUUUCACUGGACCUGAGAUAGCUGCCCUGAUCGAUGUUGGGUGUGUUAUCGCUUCACAUGAAGCCUUUUCUGCAGAGCUUGAACGAAGCCUUGCUACCAUGCCGCGACUUAUGAGGCACAGCAGCAGCUAUGACCAUUGGAUUCGCGGGGUUUUUCUGAUUACUGAGGUUGAGGCAGAUGAAGGAAAGCUGACUAUUCAAGUUGAUUCAGAGGGCAUGCUCCAAAGAGUCCGUGCCAAAAUGGAAGGCCUGAGUCUCACUCUGCAAGGCCGCCGAUGGCGUGUGGCGGCCAAAGAGGAGCUGGAAGGCGUGCAGGAUGAUGCACUUGCUCAAGCCUUUGCAGAAUUAAGCGCCCCAUGCACCCUUGUGCUGGAAUCAGAUGAGCCCGAGAAUUGUGGCAAUGACCAUGUGGUGGCGGUAAACUUGACAAGACCCCUCGAUGUUCCCCCUGAUCGCGGGAUGGUUGAAAACGCGAUUCGGGAUGUUUGCAAGAAAUACCGAAAAGCAAGCUCAGUGGAAAUCACUCACUUCAUAGGCGGACCAUGCCAGCAUGACGAGUUGAUGUGCUGCAUUGUGCUUGGUGGUGGAGGAUGUGGAUGGACAGUACUGAAGGAUCUCAAGCAAGCCCUUGAAUUGGCCUUCAGCAGGGCGGCAAAGCGUUCAGAUGCGGAAGGAGAGAUCCAUGGUGGCCAGACGGUGCGGCUCAAAGACCUACAGGGAGCUGCCCACCUGAAUGGCGAAAUUGGCAUUGCCUUGCGCUUCAAUGUGGAGUCUGGCCGCUGGUUGGUGCGCUUGCGCAAUGGAGAGGCCAAGGGGGUGGCCUGGAAUGUAGAAUGGCCGGGAUAUCUGGUGUUUGGAGAAGACACAAGACCGGUUGAUGAAAAACGCACCUGUUACAAUCUGCUACAUUUGAUCUACUUUGAAUCUGCAUUCUACAACUUGAGCAGGUGCGGGAGCGUCAAGGCGUCAAGUAGUCACGUGCUGCAAGUGCCGCAACAAGUGCUUCAACAAGGGCUGCUAGGGGGCGAGUUGAUGCGAGCACUCACGGUGGAUUUAACUGGCAAGGUAGCUUUCAUUGCAGGUGUUGCUGAUACCACUGGAUAUGGCUGGGCGAUUGCACGGGAAUUGGCCAAUGCCGGUGCGACCAUUGUUGUGGGAACUUGGCCACCCGUGCUGAAAAUGUUCAACAUGGCCCUGAAAAAGAAGGCAACUGAUGAGGCCAGGACGCUGGACGAUGGCUCUCUUAUGGAGAUAGCAAAGAUCUACCCCUUGGAUGCAAUGUUUGAUGUGCCAGAAGAUGUUCCAGACGAUAUCAAAAGCAACAAGCGUUAUGCAGGUGUCGAAGGUUACACCAUUGAAGAGUGUGUGGAAGCCGUCAAGAAGGACUUCGGCAAGGUGGAUAUUUUGGUGCAUUCCUUGGCAAAUGGCCCUGAAGUCACCAAACCUCUGCUUGAAACUAGCCGGAAGGGCUAUUUGGCUGCUUCCUCUGCCUCAGCUUAUUCCCUGGUCUCAAUGGUUCAGCGAUUUGGGCCAAUCAUGCCGAAGGGUGGCGCGGUCAUUUCGCUGUCUUAUGUCGCAGCAGUACGGACCAUUCCGGGCUAUGGUGGCGGCAUGAGUAGCGCUAAGGCGCAGCUCGAGUCAGACACUCGCACACUGGCCUACGAGGCAGGCCGCAAGUAUGGCAUUCGGGUGAACACAAUCUCAGCUGGGCCUUUGAAGUCACGAGCUGCAUCUGCCAUCGGCGGUGAUGGAGAAAAGACCUUCAUUGAGCGCGCGAUUGACUACUCAGUGGAUAAUGCGCCGCUUGACAAGCCGCUUUAUGCUGAAGACGUAGGAAAAACAGCCCUUUGCUUGCUCACCGACCUCACCUCUGGUGUCACAGGAAUGACAAUGUAUGUCGACAUGGGUUUACAUUCCAUGGGCCAAUCUUUGGAUUCGCCGGCUUAUGACGGCCUAGAUUUGAAGUCCCGAUGA
This is a messenger RNA of Cladocopium goreaui, 2091 nucleotides long. NCBI's taxonomy places the organism in Eukaryota, Dinophyceae, Suessiales, Symbiodiniaceae. The record is from the annotation of a GenBank genome assembly.